Molecule: messenger RNA, 3252 nt
Organism: Erythranthe guttata (spotted monkey flower)
Lineage: Eukaryota; Viridiplantae; Streptophyta; Magnoliopsida; Lamiales; Phrymaceae
Gene: PHS2
Product: alpha-glucan phosphorylase 2
Biological process (GO): glycogen catabolic process
Cellular component (GO): cytoplasm
Molecular function (GO): glycogen phosphorylase activity; pyridoxal phosphate binding
Source: RefSeq, a predicted model, not a curated record
AUUGGACCAAGUUGAUAUAUGGACUUUAAAUAAGAUUAUUUAUUUAAUUAAACAAAUAGAAUAGGGACAUAAAUGUAAAGAUCACUCAAUAUUGGGUGCUUCCACAUAAAUAUCAUAAAAAUUAGCGUCGUCUUCUUCACCUUCCCCACACACACUCUCCACUCUGAUAUUUAUUUUCAUUCACCAUCACCAUCAUCAUCUGAUCAUCUUCUCUGAAUCACUCGUUACCACCAAUCGAAAAACAGCCGUAGAAAUUACCUUUUUCGCUUUUUCUGAUUUUGUCCAUUUCUUCUUCGACUAAUAUCUCCCCACUGGUAUAUUCCUCUCCAUUCCGCUCCUUAAAAUGGCGCAAUUACUUUUGGUUUCGCAGUAAUUGUCCCUGCAUUUCUUAGAUUCUCUCAUUUUCGUUCAUACAUCGGCCGUAAAUCUGGUGGUGUAUUUUAAGACGCCCGUAGAAAUUCGUAGCGAUGGCAGAAGCUACUGUGAAGACCAACGGUGCUGCAACUGCUAAGGCUAAAAUUUUGGAGAAAAUUCCACCGAUUGCGCAUCCACUGGCUAAAGCGGCGACCGAGAUUGCUUCCAAUAUCAAUUACCAUGCUCAGUAUAGCCCUCAUUUUUCUCCCUUCAAGUUCGAGCCAGAGCAAGCAUACUAUGCUACUGCAGAAAGCGUUCAUGAUCAGCUGAUCAAGCAAUGGAAUGAGACGUAUAGUCACUAUCACCAAGUUAAUCCUAAGCAAACAUACUAUUUGUCUAUGGAAUAUCUCCAAGGCCGAGCUCUGACCAACGCAGUUGGAAACCUAGAUCUUCAAGUUGCAUAUGCUGAUGCUUUAAAGCAACUGGGUCAUGACCUCGAGAACAUAGUAGAGCAGGAGAAAGAUGCUGCACUAGGAAAUGGUGGUCUUGGGAGGCUUGCCUCUUGUUUUCUUGACUCAAUGGCUACAUUGAACUUACCUGCGUGGGGGUAUGGUUUGAGGUACAGAUAUGGUCUAUUCAAGCAGCGAAUCACCAAAGCAGGCCAAGAGGAAAUUGCAGAAGAUUGGUUGGAGAAGUUCAGCCCCUGGGAAGUCGUCAGACACGAUGUUGUCUUCCCUAUAAGAUUUUUCGGUCAAGUUGAGGUCAAUCCCAAUGGCUCUCGAAAAUGGGUGGGUGGAGAGGUCAUACAAGCUCUUGCAUAUGAUGUACCAAUUCCGGGAUACAAAACAAAGAACACCAACAGUCUUCGACUAUGGGAGGCCAAAGCUAGUUCUAAUGACUUCAACUUAUUUCAGUUUAACGAAGGAGAAUAUGAAUCUGCUGCUCUACUUCAUUCAAGCGCGCAGCAGAUUUGUGCUGUUCUAUACCCUGGAGAUGCCACCGAAAAUGGGAAACUUUUACGAUUGAAGCAGCAGUAUUUCUUGUGCAGUGCAUCACUUCGGGAUAUAAUUGCUCGAUUUAAGGAGAGGAAUGGUGAAAAGGAAAUCCAGUGGUCUGAAUUUCCCUCUAAGGUUGCAGUGCAACUAAAUGACACACAUCCUACUCUUGCAAUUCCAGAGCUGAUGCGUGUGCUAAUGGAUGAUGAAGGCCUCGGAUGGGACGAAGCCUGGGACAUCACCUCUAAGACAGUAGCCUAUACAAAUCAUACAGUCCUUCCGGAAGCCCUGGAGAAAUGGUCACAAGCUGUCAUGUGGAAACUCCUUCCACGUCAUAUGGAAAUCAUUACAGAAAUAGACAAGAGGUUUAUUGCGCUGAUAAAGUCAACUAGACCUGACCUCGAGAGCAAACUUUCCAGUCUAUGUAUUUUGGAUAACAACCCACAAAAAGCAGUUGUGCGUAUGGCCAACUUGUGUGUGGUGUCAGCACACACGGUGAACGGUGUUGCACAGCUGCACAGUGACAUAUUAAAGGACGAGUUAUUUGCUGAUUAUGUCUCUAUUUGGCCUACCAAAUUCCAAAACAAAACCAAUGGUAUAACUCCUCGCCGAUGGCUCAAAUUCUGCAAUCCCGAGCUUAGUCAAAUUAUCACCAAAUGGUUAAAAACGGAUAAAUGGGUGACUAAUCUUGACCUACUAACAAAUCUGCGUCAAUUUGCUGACAAUUCAGAACUCCAAAGCGAGUGGGAAUCAGCUAAGCUGGCAAGCAAAAAGCGAUUGGCAAAUUACGUACUGCAGGUUACUGGUGUGAGCAUUGACCCAAAUUCUCUCUUUGAUAUUCAAGUGAAGCGCAUCCAUGAAUAUAAGAGGCAGCUGUUAAACAUUUUGGGUGCUGUCUAUAGGUACAAGAAAUUGAAGGAAAUGAACCCUGAAGAUCGUAAAAAGACAACACCUCGUACCAUCAUGAUUGGAGGAAAAGCAUUUGCAACAUAUACAAAUGCUAUAAGAAUAGUUAAGCUCGUAAAUGAUGUUGGUGAUGUUGUUAACAGUGACCCGGAAGUCAAUAACUUUUUAAAGAUCGUUUUCGUCCCGAAUUACAAUGUGUCGGUGGCAGAGAUGCUUAUUCCAGGGAGUGAACUAUCACAGCAUAUCAGCACAGCUGGGAUGGAGGCAAGUGGCACAAGUAACAUGAAAUUUGCUCUGAAUGGAUGCCUCAUUAUCGGAACAUUAGAUGGUGCUAACGUUGAAAUCAGAGAAGAAAUUGGGGAGUCAAAUUUCUUUCUUUUUGGUGCCACAGCUGAUCAAGUUCCUCGCUUGCGUAAAGAGAGAGAAAACGGAAUGUUCAAACCAGACCCUCGGUUUGAAGAGGCGAAACAGUUUAUAAGAUCUGGAGCAUUUGGAAGCUAUGACUAUAACCCACUGCUCGAUUCACUUGAGGGAGAUUCUGGUUAUGGACGUGGUGACUACUUUCUCGUUGGUUACGACUUCCCAAGCUACAUGGAUGCCCAAGAAAGAGUCGAUGAAGCAUACAAGGACAGAAAGAGAUGGACAAAGAUGUCGAUACUCAGCACUGCCGGAAGUGGAAAAUUUAGCAGUGAUCGAACAAUUGGGCAGUAUGCAAAAGAGAUCUGGAAGAUAAACGAGUGUGCGGUGCCAUCAGCUUAGAAAGUUAUUUCAAUAAUACAUAAUAAAGAAUCAGGGUAAGAUGCUUUCCUGUGUUGUAUUUGCCGCCUUGUCUCGGACAAGGGAAUAUUCCGUCCACGAUAUGUAAUAAUAUGUUCAUUUCUUGCUUUUUCACUACUUCAAAACGAAAAUCUCCAAUAAGUGUUCCUUUUUUUUCGCAUGACAAUGAAAUGUCACGUUGUCUUUUUUAUAUAUUAGAAAUGUCAUAUUGUCGUGUUUA